This is a messenger RNA of Parathielavia appendiculata, 667 nucleotides long. RefSeq lists its product as uncharacterized. The transcript has 2 exons. NCBI's taxonomy places the organism in Eukaryota, Fungi, Ascomycota, Sordariomycetes, Sordariales, Chaetomiaceae. The record is from RefSeq and is a predicted model, not a curated record. Bases 354 to 575 code for a protein of 73 amino acids.
AAGAAAAUGCUCGAAUAUCCGAGACGGGUAUAACCUCACGGCGCUAUCGUGUCUUCCGCAUUGAAGUCACGCAGCCAAGCCGGGCUCCUGCCAAUCUCAGGUGGGGUGCGUCACACGCGCAAGUCAGCUCCAGCCUCCCCUCUGCGAGUUGAUCUUCGUGGCGCUUAAACUUGGAAACGCCCGUCUCACACCGCAACUCUAUUUCAACCUCCGGGUUUCCAGCUUGUUUUCGUCAGCCCGGGAUAACCGCUCAUUUUACCGAUUGCAACAGUCACCAUCCACUAAGCCUUUUGCAUUCCAUCAAUCGAGUUUCCUCGAGUUUACCGGCAAGAAAAGAAAAGCCACGAGCCACGAUGCCUACCGCCGCCGGACCCAAGCUGCAGCCGCCCAUGGAGGCUGCCAACCCCGCACAGCUCCAGGCCGAGCCCAGCGCGAAGGUCGUCGUCACGAAACAGCCGACGUCCGAGCCUCGUCCGAUGAUGGAACAGGAUGACAUGGCCCUGCGCGGCGGCGGCCUCAACCACUAUUGCGGGUUCUCGUGCUGCGAUGGGCGCUGCAACUUCCGGCUGUGCUAAGGUCCGAAGGCUAUUGAGGAGGAUGGGGUUUGUUCAGUCGGAUGCAGUGAUUGAAGAGGUGCUAGAAUGGUUUCUCAGAUGGACGCGACAGG